AUGAAAUCCAUGAUCAUUGUCGCCCUCGCCCUCGUGGCCGUCGCCGCCGCUAUCCCCGUCGACGAGCCCCCCAAGAUCCUGCGCUAAUUCGACCAGCAGCCCGAUGGUGGCUACUCGUUUGGAUAUGAGACCGAGGACGGUAUCAACCGCCAGGAAGAAGGUCAGGUGAAGCAAGUUGUUGACGAGGAGAACAAGCCCCAGUCCGUCGUUGUUGUCCGCGGUUCUUACUCCUACACCAACGUCGACGGCAAACCUGAGACCAUUAGCUACUACGCUGACGAGACCGGAUACCACGCGGAAGGAGAGUCCAUCCCCAAGGUCCCCGUUGCCAGGAGAUAAGCAUGACUUCCCAUCGAUCUUAAACAUACUUCGAUAGCUUUACUGACAAUGAUCUGCUGUGCCUAAUGACUUUGUUAUCGUUUAAGUUUACCAGUCAGACAGGAGCGCGUGGUGGCAUUACUGCUAUCGUUACUUCUUAACGUUCCUUGUUAUUUAAUUCUGUUACCCUGUUGAGUUUUAUUUUAAUGUGAUCGCAAUGUAAAUAAAUACAAUUUUUAAGAACUUAA
Messenger RNA from Spodoptera frugiperda (fall armyworm), 566 nucleotides. Its product is annotated as larval cuticle protein 16/17-like. NCBI's taxonomy places the organism in Eukaryota, Metazoa, Arthropoda, Insecta, Lepidoptera, Noctuidae. Gene Ontology annotation, cellular component: chitin-based extracellular matrix. Gene Ontology annotation, molecular function: structural constituent of chitin-based larval cuticle. The record is from RefSeq and is a predicted model, not a curated record.